AUAUCGGCGUCGUCGCAGUGUGUUUUGCAACUAGUUCCGCUUCAACUCUCCUCUCCACUUUAUCACGAACCAGUGCACUAAAACUGUGUAAAAUUAACUCUUUUUUCUUUCCUUACCCCCAGUAUUGUUUACAGUAUAUGGAUAAUGACUCGCAACAUCACCCGGCAACUCCCACAGUAGAUUCAAGAACCGUUGAUUCAACUCGGACAAAUUAAAAAUGGAGCGCUUGAUUGUUGCGUUGUAGCCAUAGCAACCAACAUAAACGGUGCAUCUCAGUACGGUGACGCUGUUUUUUCACCCCCAGAGAAACACAAUGAUUUCCCCAGCUGAGUCUUUGCUGAAAUAUGAUGAUCCAGUUUUGCUGAGCAGAGGCACAGACAGGAAAUCGCCAAAGGCGCGUCCUUUGAGGGUGAGCAACGAGCAGCCUCCUGUCACCAGCUGUGUCCCCCCACCUCCCAAACCCAGAUCAGAUCACACCACCACGCAGCAACACCAGGAGAUCAUAGACGCCAUCCUCCCACCUAGGGAAUGGAUGGAGGCCAACCAGCUGUGGGUGCAGCAAGUGUCCAGCACACCUUCUACCCGAGAUGACGUGGUGACCCUGAGGGAGCUGCUGGAGUUGAAGAUGCAGCAAAGGCACGGCAGAGAGACAGGCAUCUGUCCUGUCCGCAGGGAGCUCUACUCUCAGUGCUUUGACGAGCUGAUAAGACAUGUGACCAUCAACUGUGAUGAGAGAGGUCUGCUGCUGUCAAAGAUGAGAGAUGAAAUUCAAAUUACUAUUGCUGUCUACCAGACGCUGCAUGAGAGCAGUAGUGCUUUCGGCAUGAAGAAGGCUGUGCAUGCUAAGCAUGGCAAGACUGACUUGGAGACAACUAUCUCUGACCUGGAGAAUGAGAACCAGGACCUGGAGAAGCAGGUGAACGAACAGAAGGCUGAGUGUGAGGCACUAAAGAAGAGGGAGACAGAGAGGCGACAGGUGGAAGAACAGAAUCACACACAAGAAAUUCAGUGUCUGACCAGAACCAUCCAGCAGAUGAAGGCCCAGCUGGAGGGAAUUAUUACCCCAAAGAAGUAACUUCCACAGCUAAGAGUCUAGUUGCUAUAUCCAAAUACAGAAUCAUAAAAUCGAGUCUGUUACCUUGUUUCUAAACAUA
This is a messenger RNA of Myripristis murdjan (pinecone soldierfish), 1154 nucleotides long. It is a transcript of the gene dnali1, whose product is annotated as dynein, axonemal, light intermediate chain 1. The record is from RefSeq and is a predicted model, not a curated record. The transcript is spliced from 6 exons. Lineage: Eukaryota; Metazoa; Chordata; Actinopteri; Holocentriformes; Holocentridae. Gene Ontology annotation, molecular function: dynein heavy chain binding. The coding region runs from base 314 to 1075 and encodes 253 amino acids. Gene Ontology annotation, cellular component: axoneme; ciliary base.